Messenger RNA from Hyla sarda, 2196 nucleotides. RefSeq names its product chromosome-associated kinesin KIF4A. Gene Ontology annotation, biological process: microtubule-based movement. Gene Ontology annotation, molecular function: microtubule motor activity; ATP binding; microtubule binding. The record is from RefSeq and is a predicted model, not a curated record. Bases 16 to 1899 code for a protein of 627 amino acids. Lineage: Eukaryota; Metazoa; Chordata; Amphibia; Anura; Hylidae. The transcript is spliced from 18 exons.
UUCUCUCACAGCAAGAUGGACGUUGGACAGCUUGGACAAGAAGUAUGUGUAAAGGCUGUCAUAGGACUCUGGCAGACAGAGGAACAUGAGAAAACAAUAUGUGUUAAUGAAGAUCGCAAGAGCCUAAUUGUCAGAGAUAAAGCGGACAGUGAGACUAAGGAAUAUCACUUUACUUUUGAUGGAAUCUUUAAUUUUACGAGUGGACAGGACAAGUUAUUUUUUGAACUGAUUCAAUCCAUGCUGAACACAGUGACCUCAGGAUACAGCACAUCUAUUCUGCUUCAUGGGUGUCGCAACCACGGUAUGGAUUUCCUACAUGGGAAUGAUAAGAAUCAAUUUGGAUUUAUAUAUCAGGUUCUGGAACAAGUAUUUCAGGGAGUUCAUUCAUUCAGCAAUGAGGAGUGUCUUGUUACAGCAGCAUUCAUGCAGUUUAACCCCGAUGGAAAAGCCAUGGAUUUAUUAAAUCCCUCUAAUGAAGAUCUGGCAGCCGUCUACAUAUCUGCUCUUGGAGCGCCUAUUGAUGGGUCCAGUGAAAUAAUUAUUACUAGUCCAGAGGACGCCUAUUGCUUGUACUGCUGUGGAAGAGAGCGGCUAGAGGACCAAAAUUAUACCACACUAUUAAAGCUUACAGUGGAAAGGAGUGAAAAUGGAAUCGACACAGGGCCAAUGUAUGUACGUUCUACAGUCAGGAUUUUUCAACUCAGUGAGAAGUCUCUACAAGCCAGCGAGAAUAUUACAUGGCCACUGUUACAAGUCUUAGAGAAAACUGAAAGGAAUGAGAAAUUACUGCCAAUACUUUUAAAAGAUGCCUUGGAGGGAAACAGUUUGACCAUUUUGCUGACCUGCUUGAACAUUGAAGAGCUCUCUGGGAAGGAGAUCUUUUCUGCUCUUUCAGUAGCCGAUCGUGUCAGAGGAAUAUCAAAAAAAGUUUCAGCAACACGCUGGGAUCCAGAGGAAACUUCUCGUAAACUGAGGGGACAGAUUAAAGAGCUGCGAUCCGAGCUUCUCUCCGAUAAUGCACUCGAGGAAAGUUCUGUCAGACAACUGGCGGAGGCAGUGAAAGAACUGCAGAUGGUGAAGAAACAAAGUUGGAAAGUAAAAAGAGAAGUAUCUAAACAAUUUGGAGAAAAGAAUAGAUGCCAACAUGAGGAAUGCCAGAAUUGUCAGUGUUAUCAAAAAUCAGAGAUGUCUGAACCUGUCACUGCUGACCAAUGCCCCCACCAGAGACUUAUAAAUCUUAUUAACCAGAGUAGACAACAACAACUCAAUGACGACUAUGAAGCAAAUGGCAAAGGUGAAACAGACUUAAACCAAUCGACCAAGAACUGUGACUGGACCCUGGAGGAAAAUUCUAAAUAUAGUUCAAGAGAUGCCUGUAUCCAAGACACAACCUCUAAUAAGAGGAUAUUAUCAGAUUGUCUAGGGAUGGAAAUGGAGUUCUUAAUGGCACAAGCAAGAAGGGAGUGGCUGAAGGAACAACACAGAGCUUUGAUCCAUAUGGAAAUUAUUGGACUAGAGCAAGACAAGGAAACGCAUGAGAUUAGCGCUGUGGAGCAAGAAGUUCAGAAUUUGGAAAAAGAGAAGUCUGUAAUGGUUCUGCAGCUAGAGGCUCUGAGGAGGGAGAGGAAUGAGGCCGAAAAGGACUUGGAUUUACUCUGUCACUUUUACAAAGAAGAAGCACAAGCCCAUAAGCAACAUAUCUUACAGAUAUUCCAUGCUUAUCGGGGUUUGCUGGAGGAACAGAUGGAUGCCCAGGAACAUCGCUACAGAAAACUCCUAGAAGAAACUAUCCAUGAUGCAGUUCAACUUUCUGCUCGAAACCAAGAGCUGGAAAGUGAGAACAAGCAACUACAGAACAGCUUAACAGAGAUCAAGAAAAAAGACCUAAAGAAAUCCUAGGUGACUGCUUUAGGUUAUGAAUCCAGAUCUGUACAGAGAAGAGGGGAAUGAUAAUGUUGCUUUAUUUGGACAAAAAUGCAAGUCACUUUAGCUUUACACCAUAAAUGUGAUAUUCUUUAUUAUUCUGCAAUGUUGUCAUUUACCACGACAUGUAUAUUUAAAAAAAUAAAACAAAAUCUUUGGGUCCAGAUGGCUCACUAAGAAAUUUCUUUAUAGCAUACCGGUCAGAUCCCACAAAAAAACAAAAAAAACUGUUAUAUGUUACUCAGUACCUAAUCCUGCUCAUGUACAUAUAAU